AUUGGUGAAACUAUUAAGACAUUUAAGUCCAAUUUAGCCCCCAAAAUACCCCAAAAAUGCCCAUAAAAUGGAAGAAGAUAAUGACAAGACUAGAUUUUCAUUUGACCCUUUCAGCAAAACUCUGGAGCUCCAGCCAUGGCGACUGACCUUAAAGUGAUCGGAGUGAUCGGCGGUGGGCAGAUGGGAUCCGGCAUCGCCCAGCUCGCCGCCGUCGCCGGAUUCGAUGUCUGGCACCAUGAUUCCGAUCCUGGCGCUCUUACAAGAGCAACCCAAAGUAUUUCUUCCUCUAUCAACCGCUUCAUCUCCAAAGGCCAGAUCUCUCAGGGAGCAGGUAGAGAUGCUAUAAAUCGUGUUAGAUGCACAUUGAAGUUGGAUGAUCUGCGUGAUUCAGAUGUUAUAAUUGAAGCUAUUGUAGAAUCUGAAGAUGUUAAGAAGAAAUUGUUUUCUGAACUUGAUAAGAUUGUAAAGGUUUCUACAAUUUUAGCAUCAAAUACUAGUUCAAUAUCCAUUACCCGCAUUGCUUCAGCAACUAGACGCCCCUCGCAGGUGAUAGGCAUGCAUUUUAUGAAUCCCCCUCCUAUCAUGAAAUUGGUGGAGAUAGUGAGAGGAGCAGAUACAUCUGAUGAGGUAUUUGCGACAAUAAAGGCCUUGGCGGAAAAGUUUGGCAAGACUGUAGUUUUCUCCCACGAUUAUCCUGGCUUCAUCGUGAACCGCAUUCUAAUGCCAAUGAUCAACGAAGCAUUUCACACAUUAUAUACAGGUGUAGCAACUAAAGAGGACAUCGAUACAGCAAUGAAGCUCGGAACUAAUCAGCCAAUGGGCCCAUUGGCACUUGCAGAUCUCAUUGGGUUGGAUGUAUGCCUUAAUAUAAUGAAAGUACUUCAUCAAGGGCUCGGGGAUAGCAAAUAUAAUCCCUGCCCACUCCUUGUUCAGUAUGUUGAUGCUGGUAGGCUUGGAAAGAAGAGGGGCAUUGGGGUUUAUUCAUAUAAGAAAGAGGUCCCAGCGGUUAAACCGCUGUCCUCGCUGUGAUCAAUAUCUCACAGUGAAAAUAUCUGAAGCAUGGGAUCGAGAGGAAAUUGAUGUUGUUGAAAGUAAAUUAAUACAGGGUAAGGGUAGUGCUAUGUUUGUAUGCACAACUGAUUUGGAUGUCUGUGCGCUUCUGCUCAAAACUAUUUUGUGUUGUUGUGUACUCAAAUAAAAAAGAGGAGAAAUUUGGGUGAAAUACUAUUUCAGCAAAUACUUCCAUUU
Asparagus officinalis (garden asparagus) is the source of this 1248-nucleotide messenger RNA. RefSeq names its product 3-hydroxybutyryl-CoA dehydrogenase. NCBI's taxonomy places the organism in Eukaryota, Viridiplantae, Streptophyta, Magnoliopsida, Asparagales, Asparagaceae. The transcript has 4 exons. Gene Ontology annotation, biological process: fatty acid metabolic process. Bases 136 to 1029 code for a protein of 297 amino acids. Gene Ontology annotation, molecular function: oxidoreductase activity, acting on the CH-OH group of donors, NAD or NADP as acceptor; NAD+ binding. The record is from RefSeq and is a predicted model, not a curated record.